Molecule: messenger RNA, 2872 nt
Organism: Sturnus vulgaris (Common starling)
Lineage: Eukaryota; Metazoa; Chordata; Aves; Passeriformes; Sturnidae
Gene: ATRIP
Product: ATR interacting protein
Biological process (GO): DNA damage checkpoint signaling; DNA repair
Source: RefSeq, a predicted model, not a curated record
AUGGCGGCGCUGCCCGUGCCGCGCAAGCGGAGCGGCCCCGCGCUCUGCGGGGACAGCGGGGCUGCGGCCGCCCCGCCCGCGCUCCGGGGCGGCCUUCCUCCGCACAAGCGCCCCAAGAGCGCCGUGAUCGGGAUCGUGGACCCGUUCGGGGAUAGUGAUGACUUCACGGCGGAUGACCUGGAGCAGAUCGACAUCCUGGCCUCGCAGGCGCUGUCGCAGGAUCCACCCGCGGGACACGCGUGGGGAGCUCCGGAGCUGCCCCGGGCCGGGCGGCAAGGAAGCAGAACAGAAGAGGGUCUGAUGAGAGAUGCAUUCCAGUUUGAAGUGCUGCAGACACAGCAUGAGGAAGUCAAACAGAAGCUGAAAGAAAUGCAGGAUGAAAUUCUCACUAAAAAUGGAGAAAUUAAAAUUCUGCGUGACUCAAUGCAGAAGAUGGAGUCUGCUAUGGAGGAACAGAAAAGAUCAUACCUGCUACUGGAACAGCAGAAAAUUCAGAUUUUAAGUGAGAAAGAAAAAGAGUUCUCCAGAAAGUUACAGUCCUUGCACUCUGAGCUGCAGUUCAAGGAUGCAGAAAUGAAUGAAUUAAGAACACGACUUCAAAACUGUGAAAGAAAUAAACAACUUUCUCAGGCAGUUCCAACAACAAGCCCUAAAAAGAAUCUUGUGGUACAAGUGAAAUCAGAAGGAUGUUCUCCACAGCCAGGAAGAAGAUCUUUUCCUACAAAGGAAUCCUUCAAUGCUGAAAUGUCCACUAAGCCCUCGUGUUCUUCAGGAAAUUUGAUGGCCCUGACUAUUUCAAUCAAAGAAGACAGGAAGAUAACUCAUCCUGAAGUCUCAUCCCUGAAGCAGCACAAAGCAACAGGAAAAAACAGUUCCUACAACUCUGUCCCCAAACGAAAGACACAAGGUUCUAUCUUGCUGAAUGCACUGAUGAAGCAGCCCAUUGUCCCUGGGUCAUUUCUAGGACUCUGCCACCUUCUUAGCAGCAACUCUGAGCUUCUACCUGGAGCUGUGUUGCCACCCAACUCUUUGGAUACGAAGCCCACACAACUCCCCAGCAGCAGGACAACUCAAGAAGGAAUUGCUCCUCUUGUAUCCCUGCAAGAAGCUCAAAAACUGGCAAUAACAGGACUGAACUUGAUUGCUCUAGAUGAAGGAUUAUCUGAGGGAAGCCCAGCAGAAGGCCAGGGAAGGCUCUUGCCCCUCACACAGAGCAGGAUCCAAGGUGCUGUCCAUCUCCUGCCCUUGGUGGAGCACCACAUUGGUGCCUUCUGCCAAGCAGAGCAGCUCGGGGACACGGCAGGGAAUGGAGCUUGUGGGACACACCCAGCUGCUGCUUCCAGAGCCAGCACGAGCACGGUGUCGAGCAAGGAGGACUUCAGGUCAUCCCUUGAAGAAACUACUCUUGUAUCACUGGGGAUCCUUUAUUAUUUAGUGUUCUACAGCUGGGAUGUUGUCCACACAUUGCUGUCUGCUGAAAUGGAAAAAAGUUCUGCUGCUGGAGACGAACAGGUUUCCAACAUGGACAAAAAUGGAUUGUGUGACAAUCAGUGUGACAAUAAAGAAGAGAGCAGGACACAAGGAGGGCUGCCUGCUCCACAGGAUCCUCCCAAUACUGAUGGAGCUCAACAUCCUUUGUUUAAAAAGCUGCUUCAGAUUUUAGCUUUCUCUGCUGCAAGGGGCUCCCAGGCCGACAAUAUCCUGAGCCAAAGCCUAAAGGUUUUGGUGAAAUUAGCUGAAAAUUCAACUAUGGACUUGUUAAUAAAUUUCCAGCACUUACUGAGUAGCCAGAUACUGCAGCGCUGCCUGCACCCCGAGACUCCUCUGCCUGCUGUGCUGCUGACUGUGAGACUCCUGUGUGCUCUUGCUCAGCACCACCUGUUGGUUGCUCAACUCUGUUCUCAUUCAGAUACUUGCCUUCUCCUUGCACUCUACAUGUACAUAACAUCCAGGCCAGAUAAAUCAGCAUCUGAAAUGCUUUGGCUUCAGCUGGAGCAAGAGUCAGUCAGGCUCCUGACACGCUGCAUGUGGUGCUCCAGACCAGCAGUUUUAUUUCCUGGCACAGACUGUCAGUGCAACCUCGAGGUGGUUAAGGCACUAAUUGUGAUGUUGCACAGACAGUGGAUGAAGAUUAGAUCUGAGACCAGCUCGUGUGCACAUAAGGAACGAGUUAUUCAGUUUUUACGGGAUGCUGUUUUACUCUUGCACAGCUUGUCUCAGAAAGAUAAACUGUUCCAUGAACACUGUUUGGAAGUUCUCCAUCAGUAUGACCAAGCCAUGCCAGGUGUAAGAGCCAUUCUCAAAAAGACUAAAAAACUGAGUGCCUCUGAAGAGCUGAUUUUGGAUGAAUUGUAUCCUCCUGAGCCAGAAGACCAAGGAACAGACUCCAGCUAGCCAACAGCAAAGAUAUCUGUCCUUUCUCAUCUGAGUCAUCAUUGCCAAUGCAAAUGUGAACUUUGAAUCAUCCUUUUCAGUGAUAAUCUUGGGUUGCACUCGCAGCACAACAAAGGUUUCUUUGUUUUAAUUAUUUCGGUGCUACCUAAGUGUAGUUGAAAGCAAAGGAAUUUUGAUGAAUGGUAGUGCAAACUCACUUAAUGGCUUAUGACCGGUUCUGGUUAUGAAUUUCAUCCUGUAUGAAACAGCUGUGAAUGGAAUGGGAAUUUCUCUCUAGUCUCUAUUUUACUGUGACUACAGCUGAAUUUAUGAUGCUGAAUGUGCUGAGGUGUUUGGCAUCAUUGCAUUCAUAUGAAAGCCUUCUGAACACACUUGUUUCUUUUGUACUGUACCACUUCCUUGUGUGUCUUCCAGAAUUUUCAUAUUGUUGAUAUUAGUAAACAGUUUAUGGUGAUUUUAAAAACCCUUCUAGAAAUAA